Rangifer tarandus platyrhynchus (Svalbard reindeer) is the source of this 261-nucleotide messenger RNA. Lineage: Eukaryota; Metazoa; Chordata; Mammalia; Artiodactyla; Cervidae. The record is from the annotation of a GenBank genome assembly.
AUGGCGGUAGUACGCCUGCGCGGACCCCCAGGCGCGGGAGUGGCCGCUCUAGGCAGCGGGGAGGGCGCAGGGUUCAAGCGGGUGGGGAACGAUUGCUGUCUCUCCUCUAUGUCCGAGCCUCUAGUUUCUGGACCUCCCCACGGCGAGACGGAGAGGACGUGGCUGCCUCACACCUUGGAGGGAGAUGACCGGGACCCCGCCCCCAAGAGCGCGGGCCGCAGCCUGCGACAGCGCGUGCAGAAUUUACCGGGCUCCAGAUAG